Perca fluviatilis (European perch) is the source of this 2320-nucleotide messenger RNA. RefSeq names its product phytanoyl-CoA hydroxylase-interacting protein (gene phyhip). Bases 197 to 1213 code for a protein of 338 amino acids. The transcript is spliced from 5 exons. Gene Ontology annotation, molecular function: protein binding. The record is from RefSeq and is a predicted model, not a curated record. Gene Ontology annotation, cellular component: cytoplasm. Lineage: Eukaryota; Metazoa; Chordata; Actinopteri; Perciformes; Percidae.
GAAAGAGCGAGCGAGCGAGAGACAGAGAGAGAGAGAGAGCGGAAAGAGAGAGAGAGCGAACCAGACUGUAAGAGAGGAGCCUGUGUGCUGGUCUCAGCUCCUAAUCAGCCUCCCUGGGGGAUCUGUCAUCGACUGCAGCAGACGAUCUUCUCCCAUCCCGGCCGUGGCUGCGAUCUUCUCUCACUGCCUCACACAAAUGACGGAAAUGGACGCCCCUCUCGCCACCCCGUGCAAUAUCCAGAUUUGCGAGGUGACCUGCGACUCCUUCCGCAUCAUGUGGGACAUGAGCCCCGAGGACAGCGCCAGAGCCACGCACUUCUUCAUCGACCUGAGCCGCAAAGAGAGCAGAGACCCCAACCGCUUCAAACACAGGGAUGUGCCAACCAAGCUGGUGGCCAAGGCGGUGCCUCUCCCCAUGGCGGUGAGGGGACACUGGUUCCUCAGCCCGCGGACAGAGUACUGCGUCGCUGUCCAGACGGCUGUCCGACAGCCAGACGGAGACUACCUGGUGUCGGAGUGGAGCCAGGUGGUGGAGUUCUGCACCGGGGACUACGCCAUGGAACACCUACAGCAGCUCCUCGACAAGGCCACGGGCUCAGCAGUGAGGCUGCUGAAAUUCUCUGUGUUUUAUCGCAACCAGCACCCAGACUACUUCGACUAUGUCAGAAGGGAAUGCGGAGGCCUGAUGCGUCCGGCCCUGAAAGACAUCAGCGGGAGUCACGGCUCUCCGAUCAACGGCAAACUGCAGGGCGUCUUCUUCAGCUGCAACACAGAGUUUGAUACAGGCCUCCCUCCCCAGGACUCCCCCUACGGCCCGCUGCGUUUCCAGAUCCCCGCUGGACACCUGCUGAACCCCAACAUCUCGCUGUACUUCGCAGACUUCUACUGUAUGUACACAGCGUACCACUACGUGGUGCUGGUGCUGGCUCCCGUGGGCUCAGAGGGAGAUAACUUUUGUCGCACUCGGCUGCCAAUGCUGGACUUGGCGUCCAACCCUUUCCUGACGUACACGGCGCCGCAGACACCGGGGGAGGAGCCUCUGUACUGCCACGCCAGCGACGUCAUCCUGGAGGUGCUUUUCACAGAGCCGGUUCCUUUGGAUCAGGGCGUCGUGGAGCCGAUCCGCGGCCACCACCAGCUCAUGAGCCUGACCACAGCCAACGCCAAGAAAGACCCGAGCUGCAAAGUGUGCAACAUCAGCGUGGGACGCUGAGCGAGAUGUAGGACGGACCGGACAAAUACUGAAAGACAAAACAUUGGAGAACGUGUGUAGGGGGGGGGGGCGGCUUCUGGGGCUCCAGCCCUAAAUGUUUUUCUUUUUUUUUUAAAUAACUUCAACUCUGUGUCAUUUCCACUCUGUCUCUCUGAUUGGACCAAAUCAAUGCAGCAAAAGUUCUGUUACUGGGCAAAUAUAUCGCUGUUCAUUUUGUGAACUCUACUGUAAAUUGGUUUCAAGAUCAGUAGUGCUGUUUACACCAAAUUCCUACCCUACCUACGUUAUAUAACCUAAAAAAUAGUAACAUCAGACGAGGGCUGCAACUAACGAUUGUUUUCAUUAUCGAUGAAGAUGUCGAAUACGUUUGAAAUGAUAUCGGAUCCGAUUCUGAUAGUGAAACGAGUCAUUUUGUGUGUCUGCAAAUAACAAAUAUUGUCAUUGUCAAUUAAUCCGUCGAUUAUUUUCUGGAUUAGGGUUAGAGGAGAGAAGAAACUACAAAAUGUUCCCUUUUAACAAACUGGAAUCUGAGAAUUUGUAGUCUUUUUUUAAAGGAAAAAGUGCGAUUAAUCGAUUAGCAAAAUAGUUUGUCGAUUAAUUCAAUAAUUGACAAACUGAUUAAUCCUUCCGCUCUACAACCUCAACAUUAGUUGUGUGACAGUUAGAUAUAAAACAGGAUGUCGGCUCUACAGGAUGAUUCUUUUCCUCAGCAACUAUCGUGUUUUCCCUACAUGAUGUACAGAUUUUUAGGCAUUUUAUUAUGAAAUGGCUUGAAAAAAGAAUUGUGCAAAUAGCUGCCGUAAAUGGAGCAUGCCCCCGGAACCCCCCCCUUAGAUUUUGGGCUAAGCCCCGAAUGUAUAUAUCUGUCUCCACCCCUGCUUUAGGACACCGUGGAAACAGCCCACCUCUCGGUGCAUGCAUGCUGCUGCCCCUCUUCCUGCCCCCUGCCUGAAAUAGAAUAGUGAGUAUUAAAUAGAAGAUUAACAAUGCGUAUCGCAGAACUGCAUCAUGUUCACAGCUGGAAACACUAUACAUCCGUAACGGCUGAACAAAACAUAAUUAAAGACAUGAUAGAAAGCUUUAGAAGGCUGGAAAAUAUCCGUGCUC